Tilletiaria anomala UBC 951 is the source of this 2166-nucleotide messenger RNA. Its product is annotated as 5-methylaminomethyl-2-thiouridylate-methyltransferase. Gene Ontology annotation, cellular component: mitochondrion. The record is from RefSeq and is a predicted model, not a curated record. The coding region runs from base 261 to 2114 and encodes 617 amino acids. The transcript is spliced from 2 exons. Gene Ontology annotation, biological process: tRNA wobble position uridine thiolation. Gene Ontology annotation, molecular function: sulfurtransferase activity. NCBI's taxonomy places the organism in Eukaryota, Fungi, Basidiomycota, Exobasidiomycetes, Georgefischeriales, Tilletiariaceae.
AUCUUUUUCGGUGCAUUUUCCCAGUAGGCCUUUGUGGGCUGUCCAUUCCACGGUGCAGCGCAUGGGCUUGUAGUUGGAAUCUAACUCGAGAAUUACUCAUCACUCACUACUCGCUUCUGUGGCAUUGCGAUCGCCCAUCAAGUGUCAAUGAAGGAAAGAGGGAAACAUUGAGGCUGGCCUACGUGGAUCUGAAUCCAUUCUGCCGCUCUAGAGACAGCCUGCCAACGUCAGAGAAUAAGGUGUCAAGGUCACUUCCUCUCAUGGCCUGCCGACCAUGUGGUCCAGGCACUUCCUCUUCCCGACCGUGGGCGCUCGUCCUACCGUGGUGCCCUGGAACCGCCGCCCGUCGUCUUCCUCGUAGCCCUCGCCACGAUGAUAUGCAACGGCUGCGCCACGCUCGCUGGGUGCAUCAUCUAACCACUUCAGUGUCCUCGACAGCCAAUGUCAGAACAACAGAAGCAGCGGAGCUGGAACGGCGGUUUGGUGGGCCCAAACCAGGUGACACGAUCGUCCUGGCCAUGUCCGGAGGUGUGGAUUCCUCGCUUUGCGCAUCUCUCCUACAUCGGGCUGGCCGCAGCUCUGCCUCUACCAUCUCCGGCGCAACAUACGAUUUACGUGCUGUCUACAUGCGCAAUUGGUCGACGCUGGACGAGAGCUCCUCCUUCGCACCAGGGAGCGGUGGCGCCUCUGGCUGUGAAUGGCAACACGAAUGGGCAGACGUCCAGCGUGUCUGCGAUCAUCUUGGUGGUAUACCCCUGCAGAUGAUCGAUCUCAGCGCAGAGUACUGGACGAGCGUGUUCGAGCCUGCACUCGAUGCGUGGAGCGAAGGGCAGACACCGAACCCAGACGUCAGCUGCAAUCGCGAGAUCAAGUUCGGCGCAUUGGUCAAGCGCCUGUUUGAAGAUGAAGACGCAGACAGCGAGCUAAAGUGCAAGGCGAAGAAGGGCAAAGCUUGGCUUGCCACCGGGCAUUAUGCAGGGAUUCGCUGGGAGAGGGAUGCAGAUGGAAGACCACACCCGCGUCUCGUAAGGUGCAAGGAUGCCAACAAGGAUCAGACGUACUACCUCAGCAGUGUUCCAGAAUCGGCUCUCAGGCUGGCACAUUUCCCUCUGAUCGACCUCCUCAAGUUACAAGUGAAGGAGCUCGCACGCGAGCAUGGCCUCCCGACUGCGGAUAGACCAGAGAGCAUGGGCCUCUGUUUCGUCGGCGAGCGCAAAGCAGGCCCUGUCACCGGAGAUCCUCCCCGAAUUCCCAAUUUUUCUCCCUUGACGCCAGGGCCUAGUAGUCAAUCUCACCCUGCCCACGCGAGGGAGAGGAGGAAUCAGCAACUGUCGACAGCACCGCGUGGCUUCGGUGCUUUCAUAGCAUCUUAUCUUGCCUCUCCUCCCUCUUCGUCAUCUGAUUCGACUUCUCCCCCUGCAGCCCAUUCUAGCACUUCUUCGCACGGACCCAUCCUCUCCUUUUUGACCGGCGAGCUUCUGGGCCACCACGCGGGCCUCCACACGUUUACAAUAGGCCAGAACGCACGAAUCGCAGGGAGCAAAUCGAAGAUGUUCGUUGCACGUAAAGACACGGGUAGCAACAGCGUCUACGUUGUCCCCGGGCGCACGCACGAUGCUCUGCUCGCGGAAAGCUGCACCGUGGGCCCCGGUGGCUUCAGCUGGAUCGAAGGAAGACCGCCGAGAGUGCUGCUUGAACGGGACACAGUGGCGGAAGAUGAUUAUGCUGCUCAAGGAGAAAACUGCAACAACGCACUACAUGGCGUGCUGCAUGCUUUUGCGCAAAUUCGGCAUCGUCAGAAGCCUGUUCCGUGCCGUGUCCGUCUUCUCCCUGCGCCGUCUGCUUCGUCCCCGUCUGCGAGCGUACAGGUGACGUUCGUUGCAGAUGCUUCCGCUUCCUCUGCGUUGCCUUCGCAGCAGCAGCAGCCUGUCGUCGAUGGCGUUGCACCGGGCCAAGUCGUUGCUCUGUGGGAUAGUGGCGAGGAAGGUGGCGUCUGUCUCGGUUCGGGCGUCAUUGAUGCCGUUUGGACUGUUUGGGACCGAGUGCAGAGGGAAAGGGAGAGUGCAGGCGAAGGCGAAGAAAUGCAAGGAGCAUGGCUUGAAAGACAGCAAUAACAGGUUGCGUUUUCUCUUUAUGUUUUCAUUCCACCAAUUACAUUAAAUUAGC